UCCCAUGACAAGGAACACGUGUAAAUUUGCGCUGUGUUUGACAUCGUGUUCCUAUCCUCUCCUCUCCUCCGAAGCUUUUCCUCUCACCGCGCUGUACUUCUCGGUUACGCCACGCCACGCCACAUCGAACACGUUUUUAUUUUGUCGGUAACCAGCAAUUAAUAUUAGUGAUGACAAAUAUUUCUUCUCUGGGAUAAUUUCACGAGUGACGAGCUAGCAAGAGAGCGACUGCAAAUGAUUGUUGCAGGGAUUGGAUUUGACGUUUGUUGAUCCAGCCAUUUGGAAAGCAUAAAUCAUAUUGAAUAUUUUAAGGGCGUGUUUGGAUCAAAAUUAGGGUUCGGACUUGGAUUCUGUAAAUGCAAUUUUCUUUCGAGGUCUCGUCAGAAUGUCGCAAGCUUCAACUGCUCAAAGCUCUGCUUAUCUCACGGCUCUCACCCAAGAAAUCGAGAAAAAGCUCCUGCGGGCAUUAGCUUCUCAAUCGCAGAGGCGCAACUUGUUGGAACAGCUGUUUGCUGACAUAGCUUUGGAAGUUGAUGACAGAGCAAGAGAUAUGAUUCUCAGUGGGGAAGAAGAUGUAAUUUCUCCAGUGGAGGAAAGGAGUGAGAGUAAAUUAUGCUUUUAUGAUGUGCUCGCUGAUCAUUAUGUUAGGGUGCCUGAGAAUGGAAAAUCUAUCCUUGAUUUGAUUGUCCAGUUAUGGAGCCAGUUAUUUGCAUCUCAAAUUUUUGCCUUGCUGUUCCACAAAUGGUUAUUUGAGGUUCAACUUGAGAAUUCUGAAGUGCUCUUCCGUUAUUCGUCUGCUCUUGUUCAAGGUGCUACAAAUGUGUUCUGGAUUGACAUCCAAACAAACACAAUGCGCUUCCAGUCUCUCUUUCGUUAUCUCCUAGAGGAAGUUGCAUUGGUGCCCACACGAUUAAAUAAGAUUGCUCCACAGGCCCAAAGAGAUCUCUAUCUUCUACUUUCAAGGUUCAUAUUCUUCUAUAACUUUGUUGACAAGCUUGAAAGCUUCUUGAAGGAAUUUCCCAUUUUCCCAAAUUCCUUCUUGGCUGGUGGUCCAGCAGACAUUUUUGUUAUUGAACUUGCUGACCAGCUUCAAAAAUUGAAGGUGGAGCCAGUACUUGUACAUUACCUUUCCCAAAUUAAAGUUCUCCAAGGCUUGGAGCUAAGAAUGACCACAAGUACAAGGUUGAAAGCUUGCUUAUAUAGCUUUACUUCACCUGGCGGUCCAAUGUAUCCCACAAGGAUUGUUCGGCAUGCAGCUUGGGAAGCAUUAGAUUUUCUUUUCCCUGUUGGACGGUAUCCUCGACAUCUCAUUAGCCUAUUCUUCCGAUUGCUAUAUCCAUGGUACUGGCCUUCUUCUUGUUGGAACUUCAUAAUGUCUUGCAUAAAGGCUGUUCUGUAUUCUCUAUUGAGGUUGAUAUUUUCAAGUUUGGAAAAGCUGAGAAGGCCCAAGAAUGCCUAAAAUAUAGAUACUAGAAUUUUGAUGAUCCAGCCUCCUGUAAAAUUUUAACCGAAGAUCAGAUGCCCAAAGUGUGUAUCAUUUCAGAUUUAUUUAAUGUGGGUUCCACACGAUUCUAAUUCAUACUGGUUCUUUCUAGU
Molecule: messenger RNA, 1596 nt
Organism: Vitis riparia (riverbank grape)
Lineage: Eukaryota; Viridiplantae; Streptophyta; Magnoliopsida; Vitales; Vitaceae
Exons: 11
Coding region: 386-1459 (357 amino acids)
Source: RefSeq, a predicted model, not a curated record